This is a messenger RNA of Phyllopteryx taeniolatus (common seadragon), 1728 nucleotides long. Its product is annotated as kunitz-type protease inhibitor 1-like. NCBI's taxonomy places the organism in Eukaryota, Metazoa, Chordata, Actinopteri, Syngnathiformes, Syngnathidae. The transcript is spliced from 7 exons. Gene Ontology annotation, molecular function: protein binding; serine-type endopeptidase inhibitor activity. The record is from RefSeq and is a predicted model, not a curated record. Bases 87 to 1607 code for a protein of 506 amino acids.
GGCGGUGCCAGCGUCUUGUUUCUCUUCCUGUUUUCGGGCACGUGACAAAAACCUGAAAGGUGAGCCGCUCCAGGACGGAAGUGAACAUGUCUCCAUCGCCUCUCCUCUUCUUUUUCAUCCUCCUCUUGGCGCGUCCUCGCGUCGGGCACGCGGACGCGGACGCGGACGCGGGGGUUAGCGCGCCCUGCUUCCGGUUCGCCCAGAAGGACUUCGUGGUGGACCUGGAGGACGCCGUCGACGAGGGCGCGGUUCUCUUGGCCGUCCUACACGCGCGCAGCUUGCCCGAGUGUCGGGCCGCGUGCUGCGCGCUUCCGCAAUGCACCAUCGCGCACGCGGACGCCAACCUGACGUGCGCGCUCUUGGACUGCGUGCACAGAAACAAGUUCGUGUGCCGCUUCGUCCGACGACCCGGAUACCGGAGCGUCAUCAGGGACGCCGAGUACCGGAAGUACCUGGAAGGACCGCAGGAAGGAGAUGAGCCGGCGCCGCCCAUCGCCAUCGCGGGUCGGGACCUGGUCGUGCAGCCCGGCGCCACGGUGACGCUCGACGGCAUCCAGAGUUUGGCCCUCGGUGACGCCCGCAUCACGGACUACGAUUGGACGCUGCAGAGCGGCGGAGACGCCGACGUCGUCAUGGAGGCUACUGCUUGUCCGAGGCCAAGGCGGGCCCGUGCCGCGGCGCUUUUCCUCGAUGGCGAUACGACGCCACCGCGCGCCAAUGUCGGCAGUUUGUGUUCGGGGGAUGUAAAGGAAACCGAAACAACUUCCUGUCCGAGGACGAGUGUGUGCAGGCCUGCCGUGGAGUCACACGUAACACGCACGCACAUACACGCACACACACGCACGCACACGCACGCACACAGUAACGUGUUGUGCUUGUUCCCCAAUGACAUCAUCAGAACUACAGCGCAUCGCUCUGCCGGCUGGCGGUCAGUCCCACAAUGCACCUCUUCACAUCACCUGCUGGCCAGCAUGUUGAGUGUGUGUGCGUGUGUGUGUGUGUGUUCAGAGGUGUGCGGCUCUGUGUGUGAUUCUGGUCAGCUGAAUUGCGGCGGCGGCUGCUGCCUGGACAAAAGUUUGGAGUGUGACGGCGUGACGCAAUGCAGCAACGCGGCGGACGAGAAGCACUGCAGCCAAUUCAACGAGACGUUCUCUCGACUUCUGGACCUCGACGUCAACCAGAGAAUAGCCCGCUGCACAGAGCCCCCCCAAACGGGCCCGUGCCGCGCCAGCCACACACGCUGGUACUACAACCCGCUCAACGAGCGCUGCCAGCGCUUCACCUACGGCGGUUGCCACGGAAACGACAACAACUUCGCCGAGGAGACGCAAUGCGACGCCGCCUGCCACGGCGUCACGGAGCGCGACGUGUUCGCCAGAGGAACGUUUGAACGCUUCGAGGACCAAGACAAAGAAGAAGAAAGCGGCUCGGGUUCCGUGGCGUUGGCGGUGAUCCUGUCGGCGGCCGUCUCGGCGUCACUGGCCGUCCUGGGCUACUGCUUCCUGAAGAACCGCAGCCGGCGCUCGGGCGGCCACGCGGAAGCGGCCCGCCCGGCCGCGUCGGCGCAGGACCCGCUCGUUUACGAGGGCGCCGCCGAUCCCUUAUAGCGGCCCGUCGUUGUCACGCGGGUGGCGGUGGAAGCGGGCGUCGGGGGUGUGGCCACAUUGGACGGCCUUUCUCUUCCAUUUGGGUCAUCGCUUGCCGAAAAUAAAGUUCCUCUUUGUUUGA